Molecule: messenger RNA, 4469 nt
Organism: Panonychus citri (citrus red mite)
Lineage: Eukaryota; Metazoa; Arthropoda; Arachnida; Trombidiformes; Tetranychidae
Gene: mys
Product: integrin beta-PS-like
Exons: 4
Coding region: 299-2773 (824 amino acids)
Biological process (GO): cell-matrix adhesion; cell migration; integrin-mediated signaling pathway
Cellular component (GO): focal adhesion; integrin complex; cell surface
Molecular function (GO): integrin binding
Source: RefSeq, a predicted model, not a curated record
UUUCUCAUCUUGUCUCAUCAUCUUUACGCUGGUUCCUUAAUCACUGGUUCCAAAUUUACUUAUGGCUUUGAUAACUUAAUCUAUCAAAAGCCAAGUUUUUUUUUCUCUUGUUAUUCUGUGAUUUAUUUUCUCAUUUAAUUUUCUUCUCAAUUUUUUUUCUAAACUUUAUAUUUUCUUUUUGUUUUCUUUUUCUCUCCUUUUCUUUCUCUCUUUCUCUCUCUCAAUCACCACCACCCUUAAUCAUAUUCUUCUCUGAAUUCUAAUCACAUUCAGAGAACAACAACAUAUUCUCAUCACCAUGUCACCGGUAGUGUUCUUUUCUUUCUUAAAUUGUUUUUCUAAAUCUUCAUCUUCAACCACCAAUUGUUCAUCUUCACUAUUCAUUUUAUUAUCCAUUUUAUUGUUCUCAAUUAUUGGAUUAACGUUUGCUCAAACCUCUGACCAACAAAAUCCAUGUGUUUCUCGUGAAAAUUGCCAUGAAUGUAUAAGAGCUGAUCCUAGUUGUGCUUGGUGUACACAGAGAGGUUUCUCCGAUGAGACCAAUAAAGCUCGGUGUGAUUUUUAUAAAUCUUUAAUCGCCGAAGGUUGUGACCCCAAGUCAAUCCAUUUUCCCCUUAGUGUGGUCAAUGUAACUGAGGCCAAAGAGUUCUCAGAUCAAGCUUUAUCACCAGAUUCAGCGGUUCAACUUAAACCAAAACGGAUUUCACUUAAAUUACGUCCUAAUGAUACUCAACGUUUCUACACUGAAUUCAAACAAGCAGUUGAUUAUCCUGUUGACCUUUACUACCUCAUGGAUUUAUCUAAAUCAAUGGAAGAUGAUAAAGAUAAAUUAGGUCUUCUUGGUAAUAAAUUAGCCGAGGAGAUGCAGAAAAUAACCAGAAACUUUAGAUUGGGUUUCGGUUCAUUUGUUGAUAAAACAGUGAUGCCUUAUAUUAGUAUGGUCGAAGAAAAGCGACGAGAGCCUUGCAAAGGAUGUGUUGCUCCCUAUGGAUUCCGUAAUCAUAUGCCUUUGGCUGAUGAUAGUGAAAUUUUCGUUACCAAAGUAAAAGAAACAAAUAUUUCUGGUAAUCUCGAUGCACCCGAAGGCGGUUUUGAUGCGAUAAUGCAGGCGAUUGUUUGUCAAAGGCAAAUUGGUUGGAGAGCCGAUUCUCGAAAAUUAGUAGUUUUCUCAACCGAUUCUAGCUUCCACUAUGCUGGAGAUGGAAAGCUCGGAGGUAUUGUUAAGCCAAAUGAUGGUGAAUGUCAUAUGUCCCAAGGGGAAUAUACGGAAAGUGUUAAUCAAGAUUAUCCAUCGAUAAGUCAAAUUAAUCAAAAAGUUAUGGAUUAUUAUGUCAAUUUAAUUUUCGCUGUAACCGCUAAUCAAGUUCAUAUUUACGAGAAAUUAAGUACACUGGUUAAAGGUUCAUCAACGGGAAUGUUAAAGAAUGAUUCUUCUAAUAUUGUCGAUCUUGUUAAGGCCGAAUAUCAAAAGAUAACCUCGUCAGUUGAAUUAAUUGACGAUUAUAAAGGAGACGAUAUUAAGUUGGAAUAUUAUUCAAAAUGUCUUGGAACAAAAUUAGAGAAGACAAAUAAAUGUGAUGGUCUUCGGGUUGGUACUGAAGUAAAGUUUGAAGUUCGAGUAACGGUAAACAAAUGUCCCGAACUUCGUAAAAAUUGGAAUCAAACAAUCAAAAUUAGUCCCGUUGGUCUAAAGGAGACACUGGAAUUAGAUGUGGAAAUAAUUUGUGACUGUGAAUGUGAACAAGAAUGGAACGAGGAAAAAGGAAGUGAAUAUUGUGGUGGACAUGGUACCUACGAAUGUGGAAUCUGUAAUUGUAACGAAAACUUUUACGGAUCAAAAUGUGAAUGUGACCUUAAAAAUGGUGGAAUUGAGGAUGAAAUGUCAUGUAAAGCUUCAAAUGAUUCGAGAUCUUGUACUGGUCGAGGUGAAUGUGUUUGUGGAAAAUGUAAAUGUAACGAUCCAAGUAGUCCGGAUGAACGAAUUUAUGGAAAAUAUUGUGAAUGUGACAAUUUCUCUUGUAUUCGUAAAAAUGGUCGAGUUUGUAGUGGAAAUGGUGUUUGUGAUUGUGGUAAAUGUCGAUGUGAUCCUGGUUGGAUUGGUGAAGAUUGUUCUUGUUAUGAUUCAAUUGAUGGAUGUAAAGCAACGCCUGAGGAUAAAAUAUGUUCUGCUCAUGGAAGUUGUAUUUGUAACUCUUGUCAAUGUGAUUUCAGUGAAGACGGUCAACCUUAUACUGGACAAUUUUGUCAACUUUGUCCAACAUGUCGUACACAAUGUGAGAAGUUAAAAGAUUGUGUUCGAUGUAAAGUCCAUAAAACUGGUCCAUUUACCGAAGAGGAAUGUUCAUUUGGUACAAAUGUAACCAAAUGUCCCUGGUCAGUAAUCGUUGUCGAUGAUCUCGAAGUCGAUGCCGAAAAAGGUGAAGUUCAUUGUACCUUUAUCGAUGAAGACGAUGACUGUAAAUAUCAAUUCAAAUACUUCAUUUAUGGUGAUGAUGAUAAUAAGAUGAUUGAAUUAACAGCUCAACGUACUAAAGAUUGUCCUGCUCCCGUCAACAUCUUAGCAAUUGUGAUCGGUGUAAUUGUUGGUAUUGUGCUUGUAGGAUUAUUAUUACUAUUAGUUUGGAAAUUAAUUACUACAAUUCAUGAUAGUCGGGAAUAUGCUAAAUUUGAAAAAGAAAGACAAAUGGCUAAAUGGGACACCGGUGAGAAUCCAAUCUACAGGCAGGCAACUACUACUUUCAAGAAUCCUACUUACGGUGGAAAACAACAAUGAAUCACCAGGAAUUAACAAUCAACAAUCAACAUUCAGCAUUCAUAAUGAAGCAAAAAGAAAAGCUUAGACUAAACAAAAAGGAUAUUUUUAAUUUACUAAACAUAAACUGUUACAAAAAAAAUCAAUUGUGAAUCAAUGAAUUAACUUCUCCCUCUCUCUCUCACACACACACACAAACAAACUCUCUCUAUACCCUCUCACUUGAUUCUUGGAUGAAACUUGCUUGAAACUAAUUGGAUGUGGGAGAUAUACGCCCAAAGCUACAUUAUAAAACCAAUUGAGCCCAUGGUUUGUCGGAAAUGAUGAUAAAUUAUCGCCUUUUUUUUCAUAGCAAAUGAUUAACGAUGGUGACAUGAUAUGAUUAAUCUACUCACAAGAAUCAAAGUAUCAACAAUAACUCACAAUGAGCCACAAGAUCUACAAGUGAACAAGCAAAAAAAGCAAAGGAGAGGAAGCAAAAGCAAAAACAAAAGCAGAGCAAAAUUUAUGCCAAACAAACACCAAACCAAAAUUAUGCAUCAAUAUAUUUCUUAAAGAACAAGCAAUUUAAUAGGUCAACUGAAUAUGUACAUAAACGUAUAUACACUCACACACAAAACGCAGCCAUGAAAAACUAAAGUUAGAGUGUUGGUUGAUUUGUACCUUUGCGCAGUUUGUUUUCAAAUCGUAACUACAAAUUUUUUAGUUCAUUUCUGUUAGCAAAAAUAUCAAAUCUCUUUAUUUAACUCUGUUACCUUAUAUUUUUGAUCAUUCAAAGUGAUUGGCUUUUACCUGGACAUUACAACCAAAAGACAAUCUAAAACCUUGACCAAUUAGCCAAUCAAUUAAUUGUAAUCAAAAUAAUAUGUGUCUUCCCCCUUUUUUUUUUGUUUAACAAUGUUUGUUAACUAACCUAUUCUGAAAAUGCUGCCUUUUAAAUGAUGAAAACAAACUUUGGGGGUAAAAAAUUAACCAACAAUCAAAUUUAAGUUAAUCACCUUUUUGGUUUUGUUUGUUAGUUGUAAAAGUUUACGAAAACAAACAAAAUCCACCUAUGGGACUUUAUUGACAAGGUCGAAAAUAAUUUCUAGCAAUUUAUACACAAAUCAAUUUCCCAAUAACAUGUAACAUCAACAACUAAUGUCAACUGACCAUUGGCUUAAAUGUCAAAGUAUUUAUAUUAUAUCAAUUGAUGAAAACAAACACAAGAAAAAAAAAUAAGGUUGUAAAUGUAAAUAUAAAAGAAGAAAAAAUCUUAAAUGUACAUCAUCCUCCUCAUCUUUAUCAUCUUCAUCCUCACCAUUAUAUCUACAUCAUCUUCAUCAUCCUCUCUCUCUCUCUCUCUCUCUCUACCACCACCAUGAAAAUCAUCAUCAUCUGUAAUCUAUUAUACGAAAUAUCUUAUAUGUAUUGCUGAUUUUGAUGAUGAUGCCAAAAACUACAAUCUGGCAAGGAGCUUAUAUUACUAACCAUAUAAGGUUAGGUGAGAGAACCCUCGCCUCCUCUAUCUUCCUAUCUUCCUCUUUUUAUCUUCCUUCUCACUCUGUCUCUCUCUCUCUCUCUUUCUCUUUUCAUCCUAACACUCUCUUGGCUUGUAUACUAUCUCUCACUCUGAGACAAACAACCAUUUUACAAUUUACCUUAGGGUUAACAAUUAACAACGCGAAAUCAAUUUAAGAUGAUAAAUAAUAAAAAUAAAAAAACGAUUAAAAGGAAA